Molecule: messenger RNA, 354 nt
Organism: Striga asiatica
Lineage: Eukaryota; Viridiplantae; Streptophyta; Magnoliopsida; Lamiales; Orobanchaceae
Source: the annotation of a GenBank genome assembly
AUGCCAAGCAGGAUCAAAUCGAAGAGGCCCAGCCGCCGUACCAGGCCAUCGCCGGAGCUCGUUUGGACGGUGGUAUCCCCCGACGGAGACAGCGGUUUCGAUCGGAGUGCCGAGGAGAGGAAGCGGGAGAAGAAAGAAGACGUGGGCGACGAGGGUGAUGACGCCAUUGGGGGAGUUCAGCUCAAAUUCUCGAGCGGCCGUGCGAACUUAAACCAGCAACAUGAGGAAGGAAAAACACAUCAAGUUAAUCUCUCUUCAGAAAGCAGAAAUCAGACAAUCUUCGAGAAUGAGGAUACCGACCAAGGAGUCAUGGGUGAGGAUAGGGAUCACAUGGUACUAGAUCAGUCUCAGUAA